UCAUAAAUCUGGAAUGCUGUCCAUUUAUGACUUGAAUUUAUGUUUUUUAAUAGCAUUUGUUCUAAUUUAGAAUUGGAUGUGAAUGAACAAAAAAGGGAGAAGGGGGGAACCCAGAAUAAUUUAUGUGCCAGUACAUAAUAACCUUAAAUCCAAAUUGCUUUUGAUACAAGCAAUUUAUUUUCUGAAUGUGAAUGCCCCUUUGAAAUCAAAGAAAGGAGUCAAAGAAGAUUAUUUAACCCAUUGGCUAAAUGCCUUCAUCAAGUCUGGCUUUUUGACAAAAGAACAUCUCUUGUAUCAAGAAAUUGAUGCUUUUCUUGUAGAGCAGCUAAGUCAACCUGAUCCUGUUAAUUCCUGGGAACAAUGGCCAACACUAUAUAGCUACUGUGAGUCAUUAUUUGAAAAUGCUUCUAGAAAAGGAUACAGGUUUUAUCUUGGAAGUAAACGUUUUGGUUUGAAAGGGGAAAGACAAGUAAUAGCACCCGCCAAGUCAUACUGCAAUCCUGGGCCUUCACUGUCUUACACUAUGAUGGAAUGCCUCUUAAUAUUGGAACAUUUCCAAGACAAGAAAAUGGAGAGACAUUCUUUGAUGGUAUAAUCCCUCCACUAAGCCUACAGAAGAUGAAGGAAUUAUAUCAGGGAGGAAAUAAAAGCGUACAUAAGUACAUCUCGGAAAACUGUACCUGGGUCAGCGAAGUUAAAGAAUUUGAUUUGUGUGAUGCUUCUGGAACAAUACAUGUUAAUGUUCACACAAAUUUUGGUUAUGCUGGUGUUGAUGGAGAAAGUGUUAAAGGGGAAAUAAGGGAUGUUCUUAAAAAUCUAAGCUCUUGCAGCAACUGCAUUUUAACAGGAAAUGCAGACACAUGUACAUAUAAUUCUUUGAAAGAACCUUGCACAAGGUGUAAAACAACUACAGGUAAUACUGACAACGAACCUUGCUGUGUAAGUGCUCUAUGUAUUCAUGUGUCCUCUGAUCAAGCUUCUGCACAGCGUAAAGCUCAUAUGGAGAUGAACGAGACUGCUGAAAGAGACAUGAACAGUCCAAACUACAGACACUUUGGAUUUGGCCUGCUUCAUUUCUGCGAGAACUGUAUUUCAUCCCUAAGGCAUUACAGAUUGACAGACAUGUCUGAAACAUUUUAUGUUGGACUUUUGUCUUCAGUCUGGGCCUCAAACACUUCUGAGUCAGCCCAAAUGAAGAAAGCUACCCCUGCCACUGUAUUCUCUUAUAGAGAUGCCCACAGUGAUGAGAUUUGUUUCCAAACAGUUUCAAGGGAAUUAGAGAUUGCACUAUUGGAAACAAAAGCUGUUGUGGCAACCCUCAUACCAGAGCAGUACAAGCCCACCGCUGUUGAAGCUAAAACCCACAGCAUUCUGGGAAGGCCAUUAUAUAUUGCCAGUAAUGCAAAUGGCGAUAUUCUCUGGACAGAUGCCGAGUUUGAAUACGUUGGGAUGGGUAAUAGGCACAUACCAACAAAGUUUAUUGCCCUAGGGCAAUGGGAUAGCCCAGGUCCAGCACAGAAAACAACUGUGACUGCAUCAAAUGCCACAUUCAGUCACCCUGCUGGCAUCGAUGUCAUGAUAAUCAAAGCUGGAAAAUGUGAAGUUGCAUUUGUAAGUGACAAAGGUAACUCAACCAUCCGGUUCAUAAGGGGCGUGGAGACUUUCAAUGGUAACAAGUUUGUUGGAACACUGAAAUUACAGCAAGUUCCCAGAAACUGGAAGCCUGAAGGGUUAGCUGUUGUUGAUACCAAAAGUCUUGCAGUUACAGCUAGGAAAAGUGUUUACAUUAUUGCUUUGGAUGAUUCUCUUACUAGUGGCCAAGUAAUUUCAUUGAUCACAAAUUUGCAGUCUCCACAUGGACUUUGUGUUAUGCAGAAUAAUACAUUGUUAGUAGCUGAUGAACACUGUGUCAAACAAAUUGACAUGGAAAAGAAGUCAGUCAACAUUGCAGCACAAGGAUUUAAAAAGGCUUUUGACGUGGCAGUCUCUGACAAUGGUACCAUGGGAGUGACAGAUGUACAUGCACACCAGAUAACACUGUUCAAGAAAACAGACAGUGGUUUUGACAAAGAUAAAGAUAUAGGAACUGGCACUGCUGGAUGUCUUGAUGGUCCUGCUACAAAGGCUCAACUAUCUGAACCCACUGGUCUGUGCUUUGACUGUAACACUGCUAUAUUCUGUUGCUUUGGAGGUAAGCAAAACGGCUACAUUAAGCUGCACACUACUGUUGGUUUUGCUUGUCAGUUUAUGAACAAGAUAAGGCAAAUAUAUGAUGCAAUUGGAUUUUUGCCCAAGAAGGUUCAAAAGAGCACAGAGCAACAUUAUAUAGAACCAUACAGAGAAGGGGUGGAUAAACUUGUGGAUUUUCUGUGUUACAUGGAGCAACUCAUAUCUGCAAGAAAAGAGUUUCUAAGCAUAUCACCUGCAGGACCAGAGGAAACAGUCUACCAUCUAACAGUCAAAGGAUUUUCUGAAACUGUAUCUUCCCUAGAAGUUCAUAUCCAGGCACUAGAGGUGAUGGGUAUGACAAAUACAGUGGACUCUCUCAACUUGUCUGCAUUUGUAAAUGAGUCAAGGAAAGAGCAUGGUUUUGCUAAACAUAAGCAAUCAGGACACAUGGCACAGAAUGGCCGGUCACAUACGGGACUUUUUCAUUGUCAAAGCGCCAAAUUCAAACUGCUGUUCAUCCAGGUGUAGCGCACUUAAUGAGGCAAUUACAAAGCAAAU
Actinia tenebrosa (Australian red waratah sea anemone) is the source of this 2727-nucleotide messenger RNA. RefSeq lists its product as uncharacterized. The record is from RefSeq and is a predicted model, not a curated record. Lineage: Eukaryota; Metazoa; Cnidaria; Anthozoa; Actiniaria; Actiniidae.